AUGGCAGAAUACUCCACCAACGAAAGUGUCCUCUGCUUCCAUGGGCCUCUCAUCUACGCUGCAAAAAUUCUCAAGGUGCAAGAAGGCGACGCCGAAAGGCCCGAUGCAAUUACUGGAAAGCCUGGUGCACAGUACUUUGUGCAUUAUAAAGGAUGGAAGACAACGUGGGAUGAAUGGGUUCCAACGGACAGACUUUUGAAAGACAAUGAAGUCAACCGUAUCAAACAAAAGGAGCUCAAACAGCAACAAACAGCGAAGGAGCGUCCUCCAACCAAAGCAUCUACUUCAGGCAACGCAACUGGCUCAACAGCGGGCGCAAGCACCAAUACCAACACUGGAACACGUUCCGGUACACGAAAGGAUCUUGGAACGCGUGGAACCAAACGAGGGCGCGAUGAGGUGGAGGGAACUAAGAAACCCGACAUGCGUCUCAACGUCCCGGAGCAGCUCAAGGCCAAACUUGUCGAUGACUGGGAAGCAGUCACAAAAAACGCUCUCCUUGUUACCUUACCCUGUAAACCGACUGUGGAACAGCUCUUGACCGAAUUUGAAACCCAUCUGAGGAAUACGAAUCCAUCUCAUCUCAAAGACUCUGCCUCACUUUCCGCUGCUGUUAUCGCCGGGCUCAAAACCUAUUUCGACAAGGCUCUUGGCAAUUGUCUGUUGUAUCGCGAGGAACGUCCGCAGUUUGGAGACAUUCGUAUCCAGUAUAUCACUGGGCAACAUGUUAAACAAGCUGCUGAGAUGAGCCAAAUCUAUGGAGCAGAACAUCUUCUGCGAAUGCUAGUUACGAUGCCUUCGAUGAUUGCACAAUCAACCCUCGACUCUGAAUCAACAGAUAUAGUGCGAGACUAUGUCAAUGAACUGUUCGUCUGGAUGCUACAGGAGGAAGCUCGACUCUUCCAGCCAGAAUAUCGCGAAUAUGCUAGCCCAGCUUAUCAAAAUGUAGCGAAAAGCUGA
Molecule: messenger RNA, 960 nt
Organism: Mycena indigotica
Lineage: Eukaryota; Fungi; Basidiomycota; Agaricomycetes; Agaricales; Mycenaceae
Product: MRG-domain-containing protein
Exons: 6
Coding region: 1-960 (319 amino acids)
Biological process (GO): regulation of DNA-templated transcription; chromatin organization
Cellular component (GO): Rpd3S complex; nucleus; NuA4 histone acetyltransferase complex
Source: RefSeq, a predicted model, not a curated record